Molecule: messenger RNA, 2250 nt
Organism: Cicer arietinum (chickpea)
Lineage: Eukaryota; Viridiplantae; Streptophyta; Magnoliopsida; Fabales; Fabaceae
Source: RefSeq, a predicted model, not a curated record
AUGGGAUUGAAAAGCGGAAAGAUUGCUUCUGGCUAUACCGGAUUAAAUAACACAAAAAAGUUGCCCGCAGGUGCGAAUAAGAAAAAGGAGGAAGAAAGCCAUUUUGUGGCGUCAAACCCAGCUAAUCCUUCUUUCGUGCGUCGCCCUUACGCUGCUGCAACUUCACAAAUCUCAGGUACUCUAAAUCAACACUUACAAGGGAAUCAAGAUUCAUAUGAAAGUCAGGGGAAAAACUAUCGUGGGAGGAAGUUCGUACAUUUCGACCCAAUCCCUAUGACCUAUGCAGAGUUAUUACCGCAUCUGGUUAGCAAUUCUAUGGUUGCACUAUGUCCCGGGAAAACUAUAGAACCACCCUACCCAAAAGGAUAUGACUCGAAUGCCGUGUGUGAUUACCACUCUGGGGCUGUAGGACACUCUACUGAAAACUGCUUAGCUUUAAAAUUUAAGGUGCGCGAUUUGCUUAAGGCUGGAUGGUUGAAUUUUAAAGAAAACGAGCCUAGCGUGAAGAAUAAUCCUCUACCAGUCCAUGGUGGGCCAAUAGUGAAUGCAAUCGAAGAAAAUCACCAAGUAAUAAGGGAGGUCGAGAAAAUUAAGGCCCCGAUGGGACUGAUUUUCUCUGAGUUAUGUAAAUUUGGGUUAAUCCAAGGAAAUGCCGAUGUGAAAGCAAGAUGCAAUUUCCACCUCAAUGAAGAUCAUUCCAUAGAAGAAUGCAACGAGUUCAAAAAAGAACUUCAAAAAUUGAUAAACAUGGGCACCAUUCAAAUAGGUCGUUGGGAAAAGGAUGACGGUAUGAUUGCAACCCAAUCAGAAGAAAAACUUGGCAUAACCAUCCCAAAGCCAUUGGUCAUUCAUUUCACUAAGGAGGAAAGUAUGAAUGCCCCCGGUGAUUUGAGGACCUUAAUAGUUCAGAUACCAAGCCCUUUUUCAUAUAAAGACAACAAAGCCAUACGUUGGAAUUAUAAUGUAGAGGUACAUCUAGCUAAACAUAAGAACAAAGAUGUUUCUAGCUCUAAAGCCACCAUUGUGACGAACGUUUCAGGAAUAGGAGGAGUGACUAGAAACGGUCGGAUAUACUCCCCGGGAAAAUCACAAAGAGAAAUGAGAGUGGUGUUUGAGAAGGCAUACACAGAUAAAGAGGAAAAGAAAGUUGAAAAGGAGAAAGUCGAAAAUGAGGUUUCUAAUGAAGAAGCUCAGGAAUUUCUCAAAAUCAUCAAACAGAGUGAAUACAAAAUAGUUGACCAACUCAACCAUAAUCCUACAAGGAUUUCAUUGUUAUCCCUAUUGAUGAAUUCUGAGUCCAACCGGAAGCUAUUGAUGAAAAUACUAAAUGAGGCUCAUGUCACUCACGACAUCACCGUUGACAAAUUUGGAGGCAUCAUAAAUAACAUCACAGCCAACAAUCACCUAACUUUCACAGAUGAUGAGCUGUCGACCGAAGGGAGAGGGCAUAAUAAAGCACUACACAUAUCAGUAAUGUGCCUCGACCAUAUAAUGUCAAGAUUCCUCAUUGACAAUGGCUCAUCACUGAAUGUCAUAUCAAAAUCAACAUUAGCAAAAUUACCUUGUGAUGGUACAUAUAUGAGAUCAAGUCCCAUGGUUGUUAGAGCUUUCGACGGAAGUCGUAGAGAAGCCAUGGAUCCAUUCUGCCGGCGUUGUGCCGUCAACCUUACACCAAAAGCUGAAGUAUAUGGCCCGGUCACAUUCGAAAUCACGUUUCACGUGAUGGAUAUUGUACCCGCUUAUAGUUGCUUAUUGGGGAGGCCAUGGAUCCAUUCUGCCGGCGUAGUGCCGUCAACCUUACACCAAAAGCUGAAGUAUAUGAUAAAUGACCAAUUGGUAAUCGUAUCAGGAGAAGGAGAUUUGUUGGUGAGUAAUUUGUCCACCACACCUUAUGUUGAGACAACAAAAGACGCUCUAGAAACUGCCUUCCAAACACUAGAAAUCGUGGACACCGCUUAUGUCGAAACGACACCUAUAGAACCACAUAUGUCCAACACUGCUAUUAUGGUGGCUAAGUUCAUGUUGAGCAGAGGACACCAUCCAUGGCACGGGUUGGGGAAGGAUGAAGAAGGGCUCAAAGAACCGGUGGAACUUCCUGAAAAUAGAGAUAAGUGGGGUUUAGGCACCAUCUUAAAGAAAGAAGUAUAUCACAAACUAAUCCAACUCUUACAUGAAUACAAAGAUGUUUUUGCCUGGUCAAAUCAGGAUAUGCCUGGAUUGGAUACUAUAAUUAAGGCGAAUGAAGCCUGA